Messenger RNA from Dioszegia hungarica, 4248 nucleotides. RefSeq lists its product as uncharacterized. The transcript is spliced from 11 exons. Gene Ontology annotation, cellular component: endomembrane system; membrane. Lineage: Eukaryota; Fungi; Basidiomycota; Tremellomycetes; Tremellales; Bulleribasidiaceae. Gene Ontology annotation, biological process: calcium ion transmembrane transport; intracellular calcium ion homeostasis. Gene Ontology annotation, molecular function: calcium:proton antiporter activity. Bases 1 to 4248 code for a protein of 1415 amino acids. The record is from RefSeq and is a predicted model, not a curated record.
AUGUCCCCUUCCCCUCGCCCCUCUGGCUCGCCGCAGCUGUCUGACCUGGCCUCAUCACCCACACCCACGGUCCGCAACGUAUCGACAUCUACUAUUCCGCCAUUCAAUCGAUCCCUCACUUCGGGUUCGAGCGAUUCAAAUCCGGGCGAAGGCGGACCAAGCACCAUUGCUGCUAUUGCAGAAGCGCGGCGAAAGUCAGACACGCGCGCUAGUCAAGAGGAAUUAGGAAAAGGUCGGCCGGGGAGAGAAGAGGUGUCACCCCUUUCACCAUCUGUACAUCGCGGUAUCUCGCCAAGUCGCUUCUCAGAGUACUCUACAGACGACGACCUCUACUCGCCUGACCUUCGCCCAAAGACCGCUGCACCGCGAUACGGCAUGUCGUCCAUGGGCGACCAAACCCCUCGGGUCGGUGCGGGAAGUCAGCGCGGUCUUCCCCCUGCGACAUCUAUGGGCUCCUCCUUCGGCUCGCCGCAGACGCAGCAAUCUGUCGGCGGAUCCGCACCCCGGCCGUCCAGGCUGCCGAGAAACCACUCUACCUCGGGUCAUCCCCUUUCCUACCCCGUCAACCCAAAUGCUUCGACGCAUGGCUAUGGAUCAACCUCUCGGUCUACCUCACGCGCCCGUCCGGCGUUAUCGACCCAAAACACCGCCUUUCAAGUGGCUACGCUUUCACGUCAGGCCAAAGGGGGGCUCGACGAGGAGGACGAGCCGAUCGUGGAUCGCGGAGAGGACCUGAUCCGCCGUCGUCAGGCGGAGCGGAAGCAGGCUCGGAGAAAGAAGGAGCGGGAGAGGCGCUUCGUCGCUGGCGAGCCGCUCGACUCGGCUGGUCUAGGCGGACCGAUGAGCGGAAAUCAAGAAGACAGCUUCCAGCAGCAGCAACAGCGAUCCCUCGGUCCAGCGGCGGGCCGCUCGGUAUCCAGAAACAGAGCACCAAGCGCCACUCGGGGCGGAAGGAGGGAGGCAAGCGAAGGGUACUUUGCGUCGUAUGCCGGUAGUGUGGCAGGCUCUGAGACGCCCAUGCAACAGGGCGGGGACCUGCUUAGUCCGCGUGCGGCGCUCCGGCCAGCGAGCAUCUAUUCGAGCGCGGCGGACGAGGAUGAGGAGGAAGAGAGGGAUAUGGAGCGCGAGAUUGAGGAUGUCGUAGCGGAUGUGGUGGAGGAGGCGACGGUCGAUGGGGGCAACAGCGAUAACGAGUCUGAAGAGGAGGAAGGGGAAGACGGAGAUGAGGGGUCGAGUGAGGAGGGUGUGACCUUGCGGGACAGGCAGGAUGCUAUCAACAUUGAGCACCCAUUCGGUCUGCCCAUUUGGAAACCUGCUCUCUACCGCAAGUCCCGGUCCGUCACUCGGAACGCCGAGUCCGCUCUCCACUCUAUCCCAUCCGCAGCGGCCGAGCGACACCUCCUGCCCGGCAACCUAGCCUGGGUGCUGCUAUUCGGCUGGUGGCUCGCCAUCACCUGCUUCAUCGUCGCGAUGCUCGUCUCUGGCGCAGAGGUCUGCGGGGGCGGCCGAGGCGGAUACGGCAAGACCCUGCGCGGUCUGGCCUGGUACAUUGGCUGGCCUUUUGGCAAGUACGUCGAAGGGGAAGGAGCGCCCGAGGAGGGCGACGCGGAUGGGGAUGAUACGCCUGGCGUGGAGGAUGCGGAGAGUGGGUAUGGGGGCAUGGAUGAUACGCCUACCCGGCACCGGCGCCGUGAAGCCAGUGACGGCGCAGCUAGUAACCUUACGAUUCGGCAGACCCAAACCCGGGCGCCAGCGCACAACCUCGACGAUGGGCUACCGGAUGAGCCCAGAGCUGGUAGGCGUGAGGCUACCGUCUCGUUCGCCGCUACUGCGGACCUCCCUUCGCAGUCACACAUCAAGCGGAGCUCGUACGACGAGGACGAGCGCGCCCCUCUUCUCACCGGUACCAAAAAGGGAUUCCGCCGUCCCCGGAACAAGAAGGCCAAGAUGCUCGGUCGGAUCGUCUACUGGCCGCUCUUCCUCCUCAUCCUCGCCCCGAUCAUGCUCUGCAUCUGUACCAUCUGCUGGUUCUGCGUCUUUACCAUCCCGAUGGCCAAGCUCAACUGGGCUUUGCUCCACUUGCUCUGGUCCCGCCCGCUCGAGAUCAACUUCCGGUCCGCGCCCAAGACGCUCGUCCCUGUCCCGGCGGUCCCAUCGCCUUCACUCGGUGCGGACGGCGAGGAGGAUGGAGCGGAAUCGGGCUCAACUACGUUGAAUGAGACGUCCCCGUCCGGCGGAUUCCGGUACCGGACCGCCCAACUCAAAGCGGGGCAAGUCGCCCCUACAUCCGGCCCCACGUCGACCGUUCUGCUCUGCACAUACCGCGCCUUCGGGAUGCAGUACUACAAGUACACGGUCGGCGGGGUGAAUAUCAUGUUCAUCAACCUCCUCCCCCUCGUCUUCUUUACGAUCUUUGACGCAUUCGUCCUCCUCCCCGCGGUGGAGCGGGACGAACACGCCGGACGGCACGUCUCGCCCUUCCUGGCUGUCGUCGCUUCGCAGGCGCUUAUCUUUGUCCUCUCGCUCGCGUCCGUCAUCCCAUUGUCGUACUUUAUCGGCAUGGCCGUCGCGUCCAUCUCGGCCCAAUCGUCCAUCGGCAUGGGCGCCGUUAUCAACGCAACUUUCGGCUCCAUCAUCGAGAUCAUCCUCUACAGCGUCGCGCUCACGCAAGGCAAGGGCCGCCUCGUCGAGGGCAGUAUUGUCGGCAGUAUCCUCGCCGGCGUGCUGCUUAUGCCUGGCGCGUCGAUGUGCAGUGGCGCCUUCAAGCGGAAGGAGCAGAAGUUUAAUGCGAAAUCGGCGGGGGUGACGAGUACGAUGUUGAUCAUGGCGAUUAUUGGGACGUUGACGCCGACCAUGUUUUAUCAGACUUAUGGGACUUUUGAACUCCAUUGCGAUGGGUGUCCACCGAUCAAGGGCGAAAUGACGACGCUGGAUAGCUGGAAGUGCUCCCAGUGCUACUAUGAGCAUCCCGACCCGGUCGACGAUCCGUUCUACCAGGAUCAGGUCAAGACGUUGAUGUACUGCUGUGCGGGCAUCCUGCUUUUCUCCUACCUUAUCGGCCUGUGGUUCUCGCUCCGGACGCACGCGUCUCAGAUCUGGCAAAACCCGCAACAGCUGCUCAAGCCCGACGACGUCCUCAGCUCCCUCCACCCCGCAAUGAAGGCGAGCCUCAGCCAGCGCAUGACGCCCCAGGCGGUCAUGCAGCAUAUCCUACCCCUACACAAGGACAACAAGCUCGCUGCUUCGGCGUCGGCCCAGCUCGCCCGGGGACUGGGGUACGAUACUGCCCCCAAUACGCCGACGCAGGCUACGAAGGAUGGAGAACAGGCGGAAGGGAAAAGGGCGUCCUCGGCGACGUACAAUAUCCCCUCGGGAUCGGGGUACACUCCUCUCCUCGAUGGGCUGUCGCACGUCCGGGCUUCGACAUCCGGGUCCGGAUCCGCUCUCAACCCUAACCAUGAACGCCUCACGCCUAUCCGCCUUCCGAGCUCGCUUACGACCGAAGACUUUACGCGGGCCGUUGCGGUCGCGACGGUCUCUGCGCUGCGGCACCAAGGGAGCGUCAUUGGCGGUACGGGCGGGGAGGAGCAGGAAGGUGCGCAUGGGGAUGGAGAGGGCGAGGGAGGCGGACACGAGGCGCCGGAGUGGACAAGAGGGGUCAGUGCGGGGGUGUUGCUCUCCUGCACGCUGCUCUAUGCUAUCAUUGCGGCAGAAAUCUUGGUCGACGUGGUGGAUGUCGUUCUGCACGGUAUCAAGAUUGACGAGAAGUUCCUCGGUCUCACGCUGUUUGCGCUCGUGCCCAAUACGACGGAGUUUAUGAACGCCAUGUCGUUUGCGCUGAAUGGGAAUAUUGCGCUCAGUAUGGAGAUUGGCUCGGCGUACGCUUUGCAGGUGUGCCUGCUCCAGAUCCCGGCUAUGGUAGCCUUUUCGGCAUUCUAUGAUCCGGGCAAGAUGGGUCAGGUGGUCGACACCUUCACCCUGAUCUUCCCAAGGUGGGACGUGAUCGCCAUUAUCCUCAGUAUCUUCCUCUUGACGUACACGUACAUCGAAGCUCGGAGCAACUACCACCGAGGGAGUAUCCUCGUACUAGCAUACAUUGUGCUAGUGAUGGGCUUCUACUUUGCCCCCAUGCGGACUGGGCCAGAAGACGACGCGGGUGACGUGAUUGUGCCGCACAAGGAGCUGCUGGCGGGAUUAGUAGCAGGGGGAGGCCAGUGGGCUGGGGGAAUCACUAAGCUGUGGGCUUGA